Molecule: messenger RNA, 2634 nt
Organism: Arctia plantaginis
Lineage: Eukaryota; Metazoa; Arthropoda; Insecta; Lepidoptera; Erebidae
Source: the annotation of a GenBank genome assembly
AUGGCGGUAAUAUAUUGGCUAAGACUUCUAUUAAUUGGAUUGUUUCCGUAUUUAUGUGUGCAACAAAAUAUACAACAAAACAAAGAUCAAAUUAUAUUUUACUACAAUAAUACGUACAAAUACAAUCAGUCCUACACGUUUUACGUUAAUAAGAGCACGGAGUACAUCCUCGAGUUUGCUGGGGACGAAGAAGCCUAUGACACUCCAGCGAGAGUUACAGUCGCAAGCGACUUUGCUAACAGAACGUAUCCUUUGUUUAUAACUGCGAGACAGCAGAAAGGGGUCUUUUCAUGGCAGUUACCAAUGCUGGUGCAAACUCCAGACAGUUUGGAACAGUUCACCAACAUAUCAAGGACAUUAUGUCCUCACAAUAAUCUAUACUCCGAAGAUGAAGAUACGUGUGACGUAUCAGCGCUCAACACUCCAAUAGUCCACCUGACAUCGUCUUCUCCAGACUCCAUUCAAGUCACAAUAAAAGUCGAAACCGUCCAGGAUUUCUUCAUCAAACUGAAUCACACUACAAACCUGACCAGUUCACCUAGCCAGCCGAUGUAUUAUUUUUAUCCAUUCGACCAGCGAAACAACUUAGAUUUGUCUUACCAACAUGCCAAAAGGAAGUAUAUAUGUAAUUCGGCGUUGAGUGAACUGGAGCAGAAGAAGCUGGACCAUUAUUUCGUUCAGAGUAACUUGAUGCAGCAGUACGGUUGGUUCUCGAGGCCUAAAAGUGUGAUAGUCAUGAUAGAAUCAGAUGAUGAUAUUUGUGCUGUGGUCUCUAUACAGAAUUUUUCGUGUCCAGUAUUCGAUAAUGAACGAGAUAUACUGUAUGAUGGUUAUUAUUUGACUAUGACCAGAAGAGGAGGGAUCACGCUUACUCAAGAUACCUUCCCUCAUGGGUUCUACAUAGUCUUCAUAGUGAAGACUUCAGACGAAGAUUGUACGGACAAAGCGAAGAACACCACACUCCCAAAAAUGGCGCAGUACCUUGGGUGGGGGGAGCAGAAAGUGGUGCAACUGACCACCAACGAUGGCAGAGUCAAGCAGUUCAGAUUCAGAAUAAUUCAGACGAUAUCCUAUCAAGAAUAUUUGAUAGCAGCCGGUGUGGUUCUGGCCUUCUUUGGAUCCUUCUAUGUAGCCUUUGUGAUAGCUGUGUUCUGUAGAAAAACACCUUCCGUGGAAAUUGAUCAGGAGGAUCUAAGGUCCCCAAUGACUCCACACGAUGUUAGCACAGUCUCCGCGUACCCCAUCAUUCGAGAUGAAGUAAGAAGGCGACAGCCCACCAUGAAUAGCCGUGGGGAGCAUUCAUCACAGCGAUGUCUGACGGGGGAUGGUGACGUCAGCACCCAACGGGCAGAUGGCAGUUCAUCAUCAGACACAGAAUCUGACUUCUCAACCUUAGACGACAUUAACACAGAUAAGGACUUGUACAGACUCGGUGGGAGGCUGUGUGUCGCUAACUUGGCGAGAUGUCGCCCUCGUGUGCUGUCCGCCAGGUCCAAGAUGUAUCUGUGGAACGUUCUGACUGUCGCCGUGUUCUAUACGCUGCCUGUUAUACAGCUUGUUGUCACAUAUCAACGGCUCCUGAACCAAUCUGGUAACCAAGAUCUAUGCUACUUCAACUUCCUAUGUGCUCAUCCGCUGCUGGUGGUGUCAGACUUCAACCACGUGUACUCAAACCUGGGGUACGUUCUGCUCGGCUUGCUGUUCCUGGCCCAAGUGUGGCGCCGGCACAACAAACACCACGCCAAAACUUACACACAGAAAGAGCUGGGCAUCCCACAACACUUCGGUCUGCUGUACGCCAUGGGCAUAGCUCUUGUGAGCGAGGGGCUCCUCUCUGCUGCCUACCACGUUUGUCCAAAUAGCAUGAACUUUCAGUUUGAUACCUCAUUCAUGUACGUCACAUCUGUACUAUGUAUGGUCAAAAUAUACCAGUCUCGUCAUCCGGAUAUCAACGCGAGGGCUCACGCCACUUUCGGAGUACUAGCGCUUAUUAUAUUUAUAGGUCUCGUGGGUGUAUUGAACGCGAACUUCUACUUCUGGAUAGCUUUCACAGCCCUCCAUUUAGUAACGUGCCUCAUAAUGACCUUCCAGAUAUACUAUUUGGGUAGAUUCAAGUUGGACGGCGGGGUGAUCUACCGCGCGGCUCGCGAGCUGGUGUCGCGGCCGCUGCUGGCCAUCGCGCCCACCUACUGCGGCCGCUGCGUGCUGCUCGUCAUCGCCAACCUCGCCAACUGGGCCAUAGCCGCCUACGGGGUAGCUCAACACAGCCGGGACUUCGCAUCACAUCUCUUGCUGGUGCUGAUGUCCAACCUCUUCUUGUACACUCUCUUUUAUAUCGUCAUGAAGCUAUUGCAUAGAGAGUCUAUAAGGUGGUAUAGCUGGGUGUUCAUAGCGCUGACAUACGGCACUUGGUUCAGUUCAAGCUACUUUUAUUUAGACCAGAGCACUAACUGGGCGCUAACUCCAGCGCAGUCCCGCCAGAGCAACAGAGUAUGUUCACUCCUGCAAUUAUACGAUUCCCACGAUAUUUGGCAUUUCAUGUCAUCCACAGCCAUGUUCUUCUCAUUCAACAUGUACCUCACCAUCGACGAUAAUCUCUCCAGAACACCAAGAAACAACAUUAUGGUAUUUUAA